CUGUUUUCGUCUACCUAAAGUGUUAAACCCUAGUGCCAUCGUCUGAACUUAAAAAAAAGAAGCAGCGCCAAUUUUUCAAUGGCUCAUCGACGGUGCCUCCGAUCAUUUGUCCGCCAAGCGACGGCUCUCAUUUCUCUAAGAAAUCCACCGCCACUCUCCACCCUUGAAAUCCUAUCCCCAAAGCCAAAUCCGGUAAAAACAACUUCCAAUUUGGAACCCACAUGGUUUACUGCCUGGUCUCACUUUCGUCACUUCUCGUCCAGCAGAAGCGAAAACAGCGAGGAAGAAGUGGAAAUGGAAGAGAGCAGCGACGGAGAAGCUGAGAACGACGAGGUGUCGGUGGAUUUGGAUAGAGAUUACUCGCCUGAAGAGAAGGAAGCUGAGGCCGCGGCUAUUGGAUACAAAGUAGUGGGCCCGCUCCAGCGGUCCGAUAGGGUAUUCAAAGACUAUGAGCCAGUUUUCGCAGUGGUUCAGAUUGGGUCGCAUCAGUUUAAGGUGAGCAAUGGGGAUUCCAUUUUCACGGAGAGGUUGAAAUUCUGCGAAGUCAAUGACAAGCUGACAUUGAACAGGUUCUUUCUGGGAUCACCUACACAAACAAUUAUUGGAAGGCCUAUACUCCCAGAUGCAGCUGUACAUGCUGUUGUCGAGGAGCACGCAUUAGAUGCUAAGGUGAUUAUUUUUAAGAAAAAGAGACGAAAGAAUUACCGCCGAACCAAAGGACAUCGCCAGGAACUGACUAAGUUGAGAAUAACAGAUAUACAAGGAAUUGAAAAUCCAGAAAUCAAAACUGAUGGGAAGCCAUUAAAGGCAGCCACUAAGAAACCAGAGAAGUUGCUACUACUGCUUAAAUAUAUAUUCUCCCCAAGGCUUUGUUUUGCAAAAUAAUGGCUAUUGUUUUGGAUCUUGAGGUAAUGCAAUCUUAUACAACGGGUGAGUGUCUUCUUGAUUUGAUCAAUGUACAUUUUUUUGGACGUCCUGUGAAGCAUUGGAUUUGUUCACCUGUGCUUAUAAGCACCAAGUGAGAAAAGUAUGCCUCAUGCUAAAUAUUUGUGCUAUUGUAUUUCUGGUUCCUUUCUUUGUAGUAAGUAACCCAGUAAAGUCCACCAACUUUUGGUUGACACAAUUUUUGCUUCCCGACUGAUUAAUUAUUUCCAACCUUUUUUU
Molecule: messenger RNA, 1164 nt
Organism: Hibiscus syriacus
Lineage: Eukaryota; Viridiplantae; Streptophyta; Magnoliopsida; Malvales; Malvaceae
Product: 50S ribosomal protein L21, mitochondrial-like
Exons: 5
Coding region: 79-885 (268 amino acids)
Biological process (GO): translation
Cellular component (GO): ribosome
Molecular function (GO): structural constituent of ribosome; RNA binding
Source: RefSeq, a predicted model, not a curated record